This is a messenger RNA of Diorhabda sublineata, 6010 nucleotides long. RefSeq names its product abhydrolase domain-containing protein 2 (gene Hydr2). The transcript is spliced from 6 exons. Gene Ontology annotation, cellular component: sperm plasma membrane; sperm flagellum. The coding region runs from base 140 to 1354 and encodes 404 amino acids. Gene Ontology annotation, molecular function: acetylesterase activity; monoacylglycerol lipase activity. Gene Ontology annotation, biological process: medium-chain fatty acid catabolic process; steroid hormone receptor signaling pathway; sperm capacitation. NCBI's taxonomy places the organism in Eukaryota, Metazoa, Arthropoda, Insecta, Coleoptera, Chrysomelidae. The record is from RefSeq and is a predicted model, not a curated record.
AAUCUUUAAUUUUAUGUUCUGUGAAUACAAAUUGUUUGUAGAGUUGAUUGUUGUAUUAUGGUUAUAUUCAUUACUUAAUAAAUGAUUUAAUGUCAGUUAGUGUUGUGAUUUGAUAUUAAUCGGUCGUGUUGUGACAACUAUGUCGACGGUAUUACUAGCUGCCGUAGCUGUCAUCAUAUGCAUUCUUUUCCGAAUUUUAAAUGUAAACAGUGAACCACAAAAGCCUUCGAUAUGGUGCUGUGAUAAUAAGUUUUUGAACAACAUUCAGAAAAUAGCACCAAUUCUUAAUGAACAAUAUAUACCAACUAGACUUUGGGGAUUCAGCGGUCACGUUCAAACUAUUCUUCAUAGCAUCAUAGGAAGAGUAAAAUGUCCUUGGCCUAUCGGAGAAAGAGUUUUUCUAACACUUCAAGAUGGCACGACAUUGACGUACGACAUAUACCAACCGAUUGACACUCAUUUUCAAGAUGAUGUUAGUAUAGCAAUUUGUCCUGGAAUCUGCAAUACAUCUGAAAGUAUCUACGUUCGCACAUUUGUUCAUUGGGCACAAUAUCACGGUUAUAGAUGCGUCGUAUUGAAUCACGUUGGUGUAUUGAAAAACGUUCCCGUUACAGGUCCCAGAAUCUUUAGUUAUGGCGAUUCUGAAGAUUUUCAAGCGAUGAUAAGAAACAUAGUAGUUAGAUAUCCAGAGACAAAAGUUGUUUGCGUCGGAUUCAGUUUAGGCGGUAAUCUAAUUACAAAAUAUUUGGGAGAAGACAAACCGAAACCUCCCAAUGUUAUUGGAGGAAUUUCAAUCUGUCAAGGCUAUUGUGCUUUAGAGGGUUCCAAAUAUAUGCUUAGCUGGCAGAACUUUAGAAGAUUUUAUCUUUAUGUAAUGACGGAAAAUUUGAAGAACACCAUUUUAAGACACCGCAAAACGUUAUUGUGCGAGGAAUUGAAGAAACGCUUCAAUUUGAACGAACACGAAAUCGUAUCUGCCGCAACGUUACCAGAACUAGACGAAGCAUACGGAAGGAGAGUAUACCAGUUCAAUACAAUUUCGGAUUAUUAUAAAUGGAGUUCAAGUAAAUAUUACUUUGAAAAAAUUCAAGUACCGAUGAUCUUUAUAAAUGCCAUCGAUGAUCCAAUCAUACCAUCACCAUUACUGGAACCAGUUAAAAAAUUAGCAAUGGAAAAAAAUAAUACAGCAUACAUUGAAGUAGUGCAUGGGGGCCAUUUGGGUUUCUACGAAGGUGGACUGAUAUAUCCAAAUCCGGUAACUUGGCUCGACAGAUCGCUUGUCGCUUUAGUCGGUUGUUUGACACUUACUUCGGAUGAAAUGUCGUUGAAAUCACGUAACUCCUUAGAAAUAUGAAAUGUAUUUAUGAAAAAGAAAAGAAAGGACAUGCUUGUAGCUUUCAUAAAAAACAAAUAACUAAUGGGGCGUUAUAAGAGCUUUGAUAGUUUUGACUAUUUACACACAAAAGUCUUUAACAUGAUUUUUUUUCUCCAAUUUUUGUUAUCUGUUGACAUUUUGUGGGUAAAUCAUUUACAAUUACGGAUUGUAUUCGAUGUGACUUAUGUAAGAUAACACAUUUUUCAGAUACAUAAAUAAAUAGUUAAUAAAUUGUUUGUAUAUUUAAUUUAUGUCUAAUUUCAAUUUAUUUAAUCACUACUAUACUAGCUUUGAAAUGGACAAUGUAUGUGUGCAUCCCUCAAGAUUGCAUAGUCGAAUAUUAUUCAGUGACAAUAUAAAAUUUCCAUUCCAUAGAUAUUCGAAAUGCUUAUUAUUAAUAACACUGGUCAACAAAAUUUUAACUUAUUUUUGUCACCCGAAAACUUAUACCAAAUUUUGAAUGUACUAUGGCCACCAAACAAUAAUAUAUCAAUUGAAAAAUAUUUACAUAUUUGGUUUCUUUUAAGUCCCCGACAAUAAUCUGCUAGUAUUCCUGGACUUUUCCCUUGAUAACGCUCUUUUAAUAAGGAAAUGUCCUGAUGAAAACUUUCGCCUUGUUCCUCCCUCACAGCACCCAAAUUCUCGGGGAAGAAAUCCAAAUGAGAGUACAGGAUAUGUAUUUUUAAAGACAUAUUACAUCCCAACAUUUACAAAACAUUGCCAGGUGACUUUUUCCAGAUCAUUUAACUUUUCUUUAAAGUUUGUAUUCUUCAUUAGUUAAUGUAUUUGUGGAUCAAUAAAUAUUCCCUCUUUAAUUUUUGCCUUGCUGAGUUUGGGAAAAUUCUCUUUCUGCCUCUGCUAUUUCAUUCGCAAAUGAAACAGCAAAAUUUUGUGCAACCAAGUUGUAGCGCAAACAAAAAAAGCAAUGAUUUUAAAAUCUCCACAAAUUUUCCAAACAUGUUUACCAUAUUUAAUUUUUUCAAGAAGGAACUUUGUGUUCUCGUAAGUCUCUUUCCAAUCACUAGUGACUUGGAUAAUAUUGAACAUUCAAUAAAUUCAUCGCUACAAUACAAAAUACUAAAUCAUCUGCUUUAGAAAAGGAAGGUUUCAUUCCAUCGUCACGAUGUGGGAAAUAAGAAAUUUUCGUACCAGGAGAAAGGAAAUUCCAGUCGUUUAAUCUAGACUCCAAAAGCUCAACUUGUUUUAAAACAAAUUCAAAUCACGUACUAAAUCGUUUAAAUCACUUUCACAGUUCAUAAUUUGGGUCACUUAACUAAGAAAGAAAAUACUGACUUUAUGCUUGAUUUGGAGGCUUUGGCACAGGCAGUUGAGCAUUAUUUAGCAUUGAUCUGUUGGCUGAAGACAAGUUUGGCUACUGGACAGUGAAUUUGGACUUUAUGCUUGAUUUGGAGGCUUUGUCACAGGCAGUUGAGCAUUAUUUAGGAUUGAUCUGUUGACUGAUGACAAGUUUGUAUACUGGACAAUGAGGGUACAUCAAAACAAAUAAAAAUCAUCACAAAGUUCGUGUGACAGAAACAGUGUUUACCAGUGUAAUUAUUUAAAUCUCCUAAAAAAUUUUGUGAAAUCACUUUGAACUAAAUUAAUAAGAACAAAAAACAGAGAAGAAGAAUCGAAUUAAUACUUAUACUAAAUAUUGUGUAUAGGGUGAAUAUUAGUUUCUGAAACAUUCCACACUUAAAAAUACAUGAUUUAUUCAUCUUUGAGAACAAAUUUUUCUUUUAGGUUAACUAUUAUAAUGUGAAAAGUAACUGGUAUUAUUAGCAUUUUCCAUUAUUUGUAUAACUAUUUUUAAAUUUUUUGGUCAUAUCUUUUACAAUCUGAAUCAGUAUACAAUUUUGUAUUACAAGUAUUUAUAUAUGUAAAUCUAAUCAAAAAUCCCUUCUUUGAUCGUGAACCCCUCAUCAUUUUCAUACAUACAAUAAGAUGUAUAAAAUAAAAAACGACAAAAAUGAAAUGAAUGAGUAGCAAGAAAAAACAAAAUGAGCAUAUUUAUAUUAUAAUAGGGAAGCCAAAGAAGCUAAAUUGAGAUUUUCUCAAGCUUGUCACGUAUUUAAAGUCUCGAUGAUAGGAAGAAUAAAUUGUGACUAUAACGAAAGGUAGAAAAUUAUAACAUACAAUAAAAGCUAUUUAAAAACAAUCAGGGUAUUAGAUGAUAAUAUAAUUCAUUCAUACUAUUCCAAAAUCAGAUAUGAUUAUUUUAGAGGUAUUUUAUUAAUCUGACGGUUUUCAAUAUUUUUAUUUCAAAAACCAAAUAUGACAAAUGGUAUGAAAACUUUCUCAAAAAAAUUAAAUACUGUCAAAAAAUUGAUUUUUAAUCAUUACCAUUAUAAUCAUCGUCAUACUGUUUGAGAGUUAAAAAUCAUGAUAGAGAAAUAUGGAUUGGGGUCAUGUGCUUUACUUCUUGUGUACAAACUAAACUUUUUCUAUGAACAAUUUUAUGGCUGGAAAUUUAUAUUUAUUCAGCUCCAUUUCAUUAUAAUCAGAUUGUCGGUGUAUUGAAAUGGAUACUUUUUAACUUAAAAACUUAAUUUGACGCCCAUUUUUUUUUACUUUUCUAAAACUGAUUUAGACGCACGAUUCGUUAUAAAGGACUAAAACAUAGUGAGAGUACUCUUAAGUAUGCAAAAUAUUCCCCUUAUAUUGCAACUCUCGAGGUCAAAAACUCCCAGCUUGGGCUCCCCUUCAAUUUACUGUCAAAAAGGAAAAAUAAACUAAUGGGGUCUACGAUUUAACUCGUGAUCAACUACUAAUUGUAUGAAUAUUAUAAUUGGAUGUAUCGAUGUCAAUAGAUGUAGAUAAAGUGUAAUAUUCAAGAUUUAAUUCCAAAGUAACAACAGUUGCAUAUGACUAUUUAAUUUUACAUCUUGUAUAAGUAAACUGUUAAUGUACAUCUAAAGUUUGCAAUUAUAUUACAUAAACCUUAAUAGACAUUCAGUUGACAUAUAUCUGCUGUUGACUUUAGAAUUAUAUCUUAUACGACUCAGCUUUUGUCUACAUUUUGAUGUUUGCAGAAGGUGCUUUUAAGUUUAUGCAUUUGCACUUUUAUAGUUGGGUCCACAAUUUUUUCACAUACUUUUGAAUUAUGAGUAUUGAGCUUUUUUAACAUAUAGUGCAAUGAUUCAAUUAUUUUAAUUCUAAUAUUUUCAAUUGUAUUUAGCACAAAAAUACGGAGAAAAAUAGAAUCAAGAGAAAUAAAAAAACUGAUUAUGUAAAAGAAAUUCAUUAAACAAAUCUGUAUGCUAAAAAGAUAUUCUCUAUAUACGUCAAUGAACUAAUCAGUUUUAACAUAAAAUAGUCAAUAACAUUGUUUGAAAAUCUUAUCUUCGCAAAAUGAGGUUACGACCCAUAAUAGUUUGCCUAAGAUUACCACAACGAAAAAUAUAAAUGAUAACCUUUUAUUCUAAAGACUCAUCAAAAUAUUUUUGAAAUAAAAUUCCGCAUUUCCUUAAAAUAAAACCUUUAAUUUGUUUCCUCCUUAUACAUAAAAUAAUCGCAAACAUUUCUAAGAAUGUUAGAAAGAUCCAAGAAUCAUAUCUCUGAAUUGCUUGAUUAACAAAUCUUCUCAAGUUCUUUUGGGUAAAACUCAUAUCUACUUUGAUAUUUUCUACACCUUAUUGCUCAAUUUUUCUCUACAGCUACAAAACAUCUAAUCUCGUUACAAUCAGGUCUCAAUCUUUCUCUUUAGUUUUCUUCUUUUCCCAAUCAUAGACAGUGCAAUGCACUUUUUUCUGUUUAUUUUUAUUAGAUGUUUGGAUAUCGCAUUUAUUUGAUAGUACAUGGCUAAAUCAAUAUUAAAGAGUGGAUCUAAUUGCUACAGCUGUCCUUUUCUGUCUUCAUAUUUAUAUUUCAGUGUUGUGCUUGCAGUAGUAUUCUUGAAUGAGGUCCUUCAAUCCUCUCAAUCCUAUAUUAGGAUGAGUCGUCAGCUCUUUGAAUAAUUUUAAAGAACGGUUCUAAUAAUUCAAGUAUCUUUUUUGGUCUAAUUAGUACAUGCAUUCUUUCCUUUUGUUCCUUAUGCAGAUGUUCUGCUAUUCUUGAACCUUUUAACUGUUAGAAAGUAUGAAUCCCCAUGACAAAUAAUUCAAUUUUCUGACCUCAUUUUCCAAGCAAUUUUUGUAUAUAUAUUUGAUGAUGGAAUCAAUAUUGGGUCAGUGAGCACUUAUUCCAUCGAUCUGGUAUAUUUCUACGGUUUACCAUGACAUUGUAAAUAAGUGAUUAUCUGAUUACAAAUAAAGUCGUGAUUUGCUUGGUGAAAAAAAAUUAUAACAUAAAUACAUAUUUAUUUACAAUAAUAUCAUCAAUGGAGUAUCUACAGCACAAAUCUUAAUAAUAAAAAUUCUUUCUGGGUUAAAAAUAAUUCUGUGAUCCAACUAUAAUUCACUUAUUGUACUUAUUGUGAUACAUAAUUUAUAGUUGUAGAAUGAAUGUUAUUUAUUAAACAUAAAUUGGUAAAAAAAAUAUUAAAAUUUAUUUAUUUUUAUAAAUUUUGUACAGUAGGUUAUCUAACUUUUCUGAUUAAAAAUAUUUAAAAUAUAGAUAUUACAUCUUUUUUGUAGUUCUGUUUAAUAUGAAGACUUUUUGGACAAUGUUUAUGUGAAAUAAAUAUAAUUUCAUGUU